Molecule: messenger RNA, 969 nt
Organism: Dichotomopilus funicola
Lineage: Eukaryota; Fungi; Ascomycota; Sordariomycetes; Sordariales; Chaetomiaceae
Product: mat a-1
Exons: 3
Coding region: 1-969 (322 amino acids)
Biological process (GO): cell differentiation; regulation of DNA-templated transcription; anatomical structure morphogenesis
Molecular function (GO): RNA polymerase II cis-regulatory region sequence-specific DNA binding; DNA-binding transcription factor activity, RNA polymerase II-specific
Source: RefSeq, a predicted model, not a curated record
AUGGCGACCGAUAUUGCGGCUCAACUUGCCGACCCCGCCAUGAUCAAGUUUCUCGGCGCCAAAUACUGGAACCAUUUCGCCAUCCAGCUCGGCCACUGGAACACCAUGAAGGUCGUCAUCAUGGAUGAAGAGAUGUUUCGCUUGAUCCCUACUGCCGUCAAAAUUGAAAUCGCUCGCGAGAUGACCAAGUAUCUGGAGGAGCCCGUGAUGUACGCUCGCGACUGUGACAACAAGAGUGUCUGGAUCCUUGGUCCCAUUAGGAUCAUGCAUCCUGACACUACCGUCGUGGGCAACGUCCCCGUUUGGGACCCCAAGAAGAAGCUUGUUCCUCCCCCGGAUCUCAAGAAGCUUCCUCGCCCCCAGAACGCGUACAUUUUGUACCGCAAAGACAUGCAGAACAAGGUCAAGGCUGACAACCCUAACCUUCACAACAACGAGAUUUCGAUUCUCACUGGUGCCAUGUGGAAGAGCGAGACUCCUGAGGUCCGCGCCAAGUACCACCACAAGGCCGCGGAGAUCAAGGCUGAGUUCAUGCUCAACAACCCUGAUUACCGAUACACUCCCCGCAGGCCUUCUGAGAUUCGCCGUCGCGUGAUUCGUCCCCCCGGCUUCCAGCACAGCGCCCAUGUCAGCGCCCUAGACGAGAACCGCCGGGAAGGUUUGAAGAUCACCAGCGAGAUCACCAGCCACAUUCCCGCUGCUCAGCGCUUCUUGCCUCCCGUGGCUGAGGCUGGAUGGACCCCUUAUCACCUGGUGCCUGGCGCCUCCACUCCCACUGAGCCUGCUCUGGAGGAUACCGGCGAUGACGAGGCCGCUACCCCGGACGAGCAGAUUGAGACUCCGGCUGCCGAACCUCAUGUUGACGCUGACGCUGCCAUGAACGACGCCCGUGGUCCACUUUCUAUGGAAGAGAUCAUGGACGGCUGGGAUGCGGGUGCCGACAUCACUCAGAUUCUCGCCCAUAUCUAA